This is a messenger RNA of Clupea harengus (Atlantic herring), 4445 nucleotides long. It is a transcript of the gene hnf4g, whose product is annotated as hepatocyte nuclear factor 4, gamma. Gene Ontology annotation, molecular function: nuclear steroid receptor activity; zinc ion binding; RNA polymerase II cis-regulatory region sequence-specific DNA binding. The record is from RefSeq and is a predicted model, not a curated record. Gene Ontology annotation, cellular component: nucleus. Gene Ontology annotation, biological process: regulation of DNA-templated transcription. NCBI's taxonomy places the organism in Eukaryota, Metazoa, Chordata, Actinopteri, Clupeiformes, Clupeidae.
UUUGAGCUAUAGCCCAUACAAAAUCUUGAAAAAUACAGAAUAGGCUAGUUUUUCUGAUCUUUUAGUCUAUUUUAAGAAUGGUCAUAGCCACCAUUUCUGCGCAUAUGAACCUACAAACAAACGUUCUGCGAUGCUUUUUAUUGAGGCUGGUUACUGUUUAACAUCCCCACCCAACUUUCAGUUUGUUUAGUAAAUCGAUCUAAUGACAGGCCCCUCACGCCCGCAAUGUGUGGCUGAAUGAAUUGUAGGCUACAUAUUUGCGACACUCAAUCUGUUGUACAGUGCGGACAUAAUUCAGAGGACGAAGAUCGAAAUUAAUUCUUAAAUUACUAGACUGCUGGAUUCAUGCACGUAGGCCGCAAUAAAGGUAAGUUCCGUCUUUCACGUUCGAACGAAGUAAGAGACAAUAGCAUGUAAAAGCAGGUCACAUCGUUUCGGAAAGUUAGGUACAGGCAGACAGCUUAACAAAACUAUGAAAUAUGACAUCUGGCUUACAUAUAGAACUUUAUUACACGAUAGUUCGGUGUAGUUGGUCGGUUCAUUGCGCUUCACAAUGUGGACCCUGGAUUAUGUUGCAUCACGUGAUUGUAGUGUUGUCAAAAUAGGGGUUCACGCUGUAUUCCACCUCUCUGGCUUCCAAAGCUAACCUACAAAAGCAAAAUUUGUGUUGGAUCAUAAAGCUAAAACUUCCGCUUUCGCUGUAACCUAUGUUUUAAACCUUUACGCUUGCGUGAUUUUGCUUAGCUAAUAGCCCUCUUAAUGUUAUGAAAUAAACUGAAAGUUAGGUAGGCUACUGUGUCAAAAGGCAUUUGAUUGUGGUAGAAUUGACUAUUCAGUCAAUGUUUGUAUAGUGUCACUGCCAGACGAGUAAAGCAGAAAAAGUAUUUUUCUCUAUAUAAUAUUACUUCCUUAUAUGUUUUAUUGUGUAUGUAGUAUGUUAGUAUGCUAUAAUUGCUCACUGAUUUUGUAGGCCUAUUCAAUAGCUGUAGAUAUAGCUAUGAGUUUUGUUUCAGAAAAUAUUACUUGAGGGCUCUUCUCAUGUAGAGAAGUUACACAAUACCAAUUCCUAUGGGAAGAGACAUUUCCGUCACGAGAAACAUUAGUGCAUCAGUGCCCAGUGACUGCAACAAAUACUUAUUUACACUGAUUUGUGGCUUACAUCUGCAGCAGUUUGUCAGAGCUUAAUUCAGCAAUAGGCUAUGCUGUGUUGAUGUAGAUGUAGAUGUUCUGUUUCCUGACCACUUAUUAUGACCAAUCAAAAACGAAAUGAAAUAGAACAAAAUUAAACAAAGCAAAAAACACGCUUCAUGAAAACACUUCAUGAAAGCACUGAAAUAUGUCCACAUAUUGGUUUUUUUUCUUUUUCUUACUGUGCCCAGUGACCGAGUCAAGUGGUACAUUUUUCCGGGUCUGUUUCCUUUAACCUACAAAGCAAUACUGGAGAGCAUGACAUAUUUUAUGGCACUGUGUUAACAUGGUGUGGAUGCACGCUAAGCUACCCACACACUUCCUCAUCCAGAGCCCUGACCUGCGGUCAUUAUGCUCGGUGUCCAGUGAAGGUUAAACACCACUGUUCCCUUUUUUAUUUUUAAAAUGCUGUAUGUGAAAACAAGGUGUUUUAAAUGUGAGAUAAAAUGGCCCUGUGUUUUGUGUAGUGCUAUUUUUUCUACUCUAGUAAGGCCCUUUCUUUUUUAACCAUUGGAGGAGACUUGCUUUCUGAGAAAUAUUCCCCUCAUAAUAAUAAAAAGGUUAUGACACGAAGGUCAUUCAUUGUAGUUCAUGACCCAAAGAAAGUUUCAGUAAUGAUUUAUCGGAAAAAAAAACCGUCCUAUCAGUUUAUUGCAUAAAUCCUCAGUGUAAUUAAGACAGAUGGUUAUAUGAUAGCAAUUCAGUUUUCCUGCUUAGAGAUACCAGUUAUUUCAUCACUUAAUUAUACAUCAGUCUAUUAAACCUCGUUGUUGGCGUGGUUGCUGGAGUGAAUGUUCUAAAUACUGGGGAAAAAAGGCUCCUAAAUCUGCUUUGACAUUAAAGAUAACGAUGAAGAAAAAUGUUAAUAUAAUUCUGGUUUGUAUCUACUUAUACAACAAAUGCAAACAUUAAUGACAUCUCCUGUGCUUUUUAAGAAUACAAAAAGCACACAGAUAAUGCCAGUGAACUUAAUGAUUGUUCUCAUUAAACCAAAACCCCUCUGGCUAGGUAGGUAAAACUCAAUGUUCCGCAUACAGUUUUACCACUUGUUCAUCGGUGUCAAUCAGACACACAAGUAAAUCUUUCACUAAUGGCUCCAGAAUGAGAAAAGGGCAUUAUCUUCAGAUCACUCUGAUAAAUUUGGAUAAGCACAGAUAAAGUUGCGUGAGCCCCAAGGUAAGCGGCCUCUGUCCAGGUAAAGCUCCUCCCUGUUGGCCUAGGAUGGCAAAUCAGCAGCAGUCAGUGAGAGAUAGCUAGAUGUGCAACCUCAGGUUACCUCAUGCAUGCCAAGCGCCAGGGCCCCGUCUGGGAAGAGGGCUUUGCAGAUAUAGUCGGGCAGGUAUGAAGCAUCCUCCAACACCCCUCUCCAAAUCCCUGCUGGACAUGGAGGUGGCCAAUUACUCGGAGGGUCUGGAUCCCACCUACGACACCUUGGGGUUUGAGAAUGCAGAAGUCCUCUACGCAGGGGACAUCAUGCCGGCAGAGCCCAACAUGAGCCAAGGGGACAACGGCAUGACCUCCAACUGUGCCAUCUGCGGGGACAAAGCCACUGGCAAGCACUACGGAGCCUCCAGCUGCGAUGGCUGCAAGGGCUUCUUCAGACGGAGCAUACGCAAGAGCCAUGUUUACUCCUGCAGGUUCAAUCGCCAAUGUGUUGUCGAUAAAGACAAGAGAAAUCAGUGUCGGUUUUGCCGUCUACACAAAUGCUUCCGGGCCGGAAUGAAGAAAGAAGCGGUACAAAAUGAAAGGGAUCGUAUCAGCUCAAGAAGAAACAUACAGGAAACCAAUGACCUGCCCCCUAUCACCUUACUUGCUCAAGCAGAGGCCCUAUCACAACAGAUCAACGUCGUCAACCCCACAGCGCCUCCUGAUGUCUUGGAGAAGAAAUCUGCCACCAUAACGGACGUCUGCGAGUCCAUGAAACAACAGCUGCUCGUUCUGGUAGAAUGGGCUAAAUACAUUCCGGCUUUCAGUGAACUGCCACUUGAUGACCAGGUGAGUCUUCUACGUGCUCAUGCUGGAGAACACCUCUUGCUUGGUGUUGCCAAGAGGUCAAUGCUCUUCAAAGACAUCUUGCUACUCGGUAAUGGUUGUGUAAUCCAACGGAACUGUCCUGAGGCGGAGAUCAAUCGAGUCGCCAACCGUGUCCUGGACGAAUUAGUCUUACCCUUCCAAGAUAUCCAGAUCGAUGACAAUGAAUAUGCAGCCUUAAAAGCUAUUGUUUUCUUUGACCCCGAUGCCAAGAGCCUUCGAGACCCGUCCAAGAUUAAAACCAUGAGGUAUCAGGUCCAGAUGAGCUUAGAGGACUACAUCAACGACCGGCAGUAUGACUCGCGAGGACGCUUCGGAGAGCUGCUCCUCCUGCUUCCCACGCUGCAGAGCAUUACCUGGCAGAUGAUUGAGCAGCUGCAGUUCAUCAAGCUCUUUGGCCUGGCUAAGAUCGACAACCUGUUGCAGGAGAUGCUGCUAGGAGGUCUAACAGCAGAGCAGCCCCACCUGCUUCCCCCCGGCCACCCCCAGCUUGCCCAGGAUCCUCACACAGGUCACACGCUGGUCAUCAGCACCAUCCCUGGUCCUGUGCACGUACAGCAGAUCGCUUCUCCAGAGACCCCCAUACCCUCUCCUCAGCAGAUUCCCAGUCAGGAGAUGUACAAAGCAGCGUCUAGUCCCCCCAUCAUCCUGCUGCCUGCCACUCAUCAGAUGAACAGAGAAUCCCCAGAACCCCCUCUCUGAACCAUCAUUGUGCUUUUUUACUAAACUAACUAUAGAUAACUGAUGUUAUAUUUUUAAAUGUGUACAUUUUAGUGGAUGAUUCUAUUUUUAUUAUGUCCCUGCUUUAUGCUGAUGUUAGUAAGUUUGUAAAUUCUGUUAAAUGCUGUGGGGUUGUUUGUUGUUAGUUGUGAUGUAGCAUUCAUUUUGUACGGCCAAACCCAAUGUGGCUAGGUGUUGUAACUCGAAAAACAUGAUAAAUGAAUGUGAUUUUGGCUAAAUCUCAUUCAUGUGAGGCCUCUUGUAUUUUCACAUUCAUGAAAGAGGUAAUGUAUUCUCCACAAGUAAAUAUUCUAUGUGACUGUCAUGUCCGUUAUGUUAUGUCUGAUGCAUGUGCAGUUGAUAGCAUUUAAGAACACCAGUUCGUAAUGAAAAAGUCAGGUAAUUUAUUUAGUAAAGAUAUUUUAGACAAAAUGUUGUCUAAUUUUGAAAACUAAAUGCUUUGUAUAAACAUUUGUAUGCUUAUGAAUAAAGGGAUAUCAAAGACA